Aspergillus udagawae is the source of this 5064-nucleotide messenger RNA. RefSeq names its product mitotic regulator LTE1. Gene Ontology annotation, molecular function: guanyl-nucleotide exchange factor activity. The transcript is spliced from 3 exons. Gene Ontology annotation, cellular component: plasma membrane. The record is from RefSeq and is a predicted model, not a curated record. NCBI's taxonomy places the organism in Eukaryota, Fungi, Ascomycota, Eurotiomycetes, Eurotiales, Aspergillaceae. Bases 1 to 5064 code for a protein of 1687 amino acids. Gene Ontology annotation, biological process: positive regulation of GTPase activity; Ras protein signal transduction.
AUGGAGUCGGUGGUAUUGGCACCUGACAAUAUCCCUCUCCAGUCGGAUCGACCCAAGGACCUUUCCCCGCCCGUACGCGAACGUGAAUAUCUCGCGAAUGAACCAAUCGAUAUUGAGACCCGGUUUGCCACGCCAGCCUCCAAUUUACGACGCGCUCACACUGUGGCACAGGGAAGGAACAUCGCAAAAUCAAAUGUUGGCGUGAGGGCGGUCCGGGGAAGGGUUGCAUCCUCGAUCCUACGUGCCAAGGACAGCCAUGAAAUACUGAAGAAGCGGCCUGUUCAGCGCUUCGACAUCCCACAGGCUCCGCGUGAUGCGCUUGCAGGUGCAAGGGAACCGAAUCACUUCACAGUUGGAAAUGUCGGGCAGAAUGGCAAGAUCUUUCUCAGGCCGAUUCAGAAUCCAUUGCACAAGGAACCGCAUCCUACGUCCUUUCCCCCUCCACCGGCUCGGUCCAAGACCGACCACUUGCAUGUGCAGUCGCGCAGUCAUGAUGGAAACGACCCGUCACGAUGGUCCAACUCGCAGCUCUCUGAACUGCGCCCCGAAUCCAUACUGGAGGAAGGUGGUGAGGACGGCGAUUCUGUGGUCACGGACGAGGCAGCCUCUGAGUACAACCGUCAGCACCAGCAUCGCCAGCGAGCGCAUUCCGUCUCCUCCAUAUCAGAGCAGCAAUCCGUGUCGGGUGGAAAGCGAUACGGGGAGUUUCGGAUCUUCAUUGACAGACCCGACGAUCGACCCAGAUCUGCAGACGACUCUCGGCGCCCGACACUGGAUAUCCCAAUCCCCCACUACCGAUUGGGAACGCCACAAUUCAAUACCGAGGGGAGCGCCGCUUUGCACAGCUCUGUAUAUUCACGAGCAUCCUUGUCCGACAAUUUUCGCGUUUCGGGGUUCUUGAGAGAAAAUUGCAGCACUAGUCCCAGUCCUGGUCCCAAUGUCUACAUCGGGGACUCAUUUCAGCCAGAAAGGCCGUCCUUUGCUGCCUCUCUGUUCUCCGGCCAGCCAGCUAUGGAGAUGCCUCGAGCCUCAACUACGACGGUGAAUCCGGUCUUCUACGAAAUGAAAGAGCCCAUUGAGCCCCCCAUAUACGAUCGUCUAUGUUCAAAAAUGCAUGACAGUUCUGUAGUCCGCUAUAUCUCAGGGACCAAGGACAUCGGCGCGGCCACUCCAGCACGUCUUGUAGCACAGAUAUCGUCCGAGUCCUUCAUGGAUUAUGAGCUCGUGUCUGACUUUUUCCUCACCUUUCGCUCCUACCUCUCCCCCAGUAACCUUCUCUCGCUUCUGCUCGCUCGGCUGCAGUGGGCCAUCAACCGACUUCAGGACGAUGGCCGGAUUAUCCGCAUUCGCACCUUUGCCGCGCUCCGGCAUUGGAUUCUCAAUUAUUUCGCCGAUGACUUUGUCCCUGAUUAUGACCUUCGCGCUCGAUUUUGCGACACAAUCAAUACCAUGUACGACAACGUCAAGGCCCGAGAAGGGGGUGGGAUGAGUGACUUGAAAAUAUUGAUCGAUCUUAAGCGCUGCUGGCAUGGCAAGUGUGCCGCCUACUGGGACUUGCCGACAGAUCAUGUAGCUCCAGGGACAAUCAUUGUCCCGGGUGGCCUCGACUUCGAAACGGCCCCCAAGGGCGAAGGCAAUGCUGAGGACGAUUCUACAACGCCUGAAGUCAACCACGAACACCAAAUUGGUGCCCAGCAGAGUUUCCCUGCUCUUCAGCAGAUCCAGCACGAUCGGAACAAUUCCACGGCUACGGCAAAGAGCAUGCCGGCAUCUACAAGAAGCGAUCAUAGUGUUCAGGCCACAUCUUGUUCCUUGCCACCGAAAUCUCCUAAGCGCCUCUCCGUACCUGUUGCCGCAUGCAAGGCGCCUCAUCCAGUGCCUAUAAUCCCGUCUAAGCUUCUAUGUUCCCCACCCGAGUCGCCAAACGUGUCCCCAAUUAUAGCGAAGCGCCUCCCGUUCCAUGGCCAUGCGCACAAGCGCAGUGGUAGCUUUUCUGACUCCGUUCGGGAUGACAGGGCGCCUUUGUCCUUGUUGAAGCUUGAACAGCAGGCGUUCGCUUCUCAAGAGAUAUUGAACCUAGGAAGCCUGAUUCGUGGCGAGCUGUACCCUCCAGCCGAGUCGUACAUGACCAUGAUGGCACCACCUUCUCCCCCUUUGCCCUUGUCCGCGAGCGCUGGCGCGCAGGACCGUCGCAAUACAAUGAAUGAGGCUCCAAAGCCUCCUGGCUCGAGUUCAGGGAUGAAGACGAUUAUCGGGUCUAUUCGCCGAGCUCUACAUAGCAGGCACGGAGGACAAAGCGUCUCGUCGCGUGCCGCGAACGGCCAAUGGAGCCCUUCAAUGCGGGGGAAAACAUCAGCCUUACCCAAUAAUGUAGCCUUUGGAUCCGAUCUGUACAGAGACAGAAAGUCAGCGGCGACAUCAAAGAGGCCGAUUCGAAUUGAUAUUCUGUGUGACGAGGCGUUGGAAGAAUAUCGUCGUGCGGUUGGCGAGGUAGAUUCUCCCCAGACGGCUAAGGCCGCCAGACUAGAAGUAACCGAGCAAGUGAUGGAACUGGGAGGCAAGAAGACAGACCACUCGGCUCCCGGCUUCGACCGCUCAAAGGCCAAAAGUCAAAUCACCAUGGGCAGUCAAUCUAUCGUCAUUGUGGAUGACACCGGGGUGGGAGAUCCUGUCAUGUCUGGAGCUGUGCUGGAGCAUUCGACGGGGCUUGAGCAAUCUCCUGGCUUUCUGAACGCUGCGUACACACCCACAACUGUCAAAGCAGCCUCUCUGCGCCCUCCGUCUCAUAGGUCGACUAUGGCAGAAGAUCAAUAUUCUCUGCCCAUCUACUAUGAGGAAGCGGACUCUGGGCCACCUCAUGGGAUCUCGAGGUUCCUUCGCUCAUCCGGGAUCUCUGACCCACGCCGAUCAUUCUCCACGGAGCGUUUCUCGGUCUCUUGGAAGAGAACAUCUCCUUCUCUUCGUCUCCGAAAAUACGCUUCUUUUCAAAGCGGAAUAUCGAGACAGCUUUCGUCCAUGGCCCCAGGGCCAUCGCUACCGCCAGCUGCUGAUUCGACCCCUUCUAAACUCACAGUUGGAACGCACGUUGGACCAACGCUUCGUCGGCGCCCUGGUGGAGAUUUGCGGCAGAUGCAGACUGUGCGUGGCCUGCGGUCGCACCCGGGUUCCGGAUCAUUUGCUUCUGGAUCGACCUAUCGCAGCUCUUUCCCUGAUAGCCUGAUUAGUCGACAAGAUGAUGAAGUUUGCAGGCCCCAAACGAGCCUGAUCCCUCCUAACCCGCGAUAUGAGUUGAUUCAGACUCACUCGUCUCAGAUGUUGAGACGCUCAUUUGAAGCUGCUAUUGCGCAAUUUGCGCAGAUCCCGGAUGACGAUGACGGAGGGAUCGAGUCCGCGUUGUUGAAAUUGGAGGGAAAGUGGCCCGGGUCUCCUACCGGCGGUGAAGCGACAGGGUUCUCGCACGGCGAUCAGGAUCAUGAUGGCAUGUGCAGAGAGCCAGGCCAUCUUCAACACGGUCAGGCCCUCGGGUCGUAUGACCCUACAGCAUCAGAAGUUGCUCGCAGACGGUGCCAAACUUUGCUCGGGACCGAUUUGCUCCAUCCGCAAGCUCGACGGCGCCUUUCCCCCUCCAGACCGUACUCCGACUCGCUUGCGGGAUCGGAGUCGGGGGAGUCGUAUAGCUCAAUACCGCUUCUCGAGCGAGGCCUGAGUGAUGAGUCGAUGAAGAAACCCGACCCGUCCCCAGGAUCGCAAAAUCCUACUUUGCUUCGGCCUAGGCUGAGCAGGGUAUCGACUCAGUAUACAACAGAAGUUGAGUCCUCUCAUCCAUCUAUCGAUAUCGUCCAAAAAACCGACAGCCUUGAAUGUAUCCCGCGAGGAUCCACCAUUCCUGUGCCUUUAUUCAAAGGUUCUAAAGACCGACGGGGACGCCUUUCAGGACUUUCGUCCGAACUUUCUGUUGAUAUUAUAGGAUCACAGGAAUCUUUUGACCCGCGGCUCUCGUUGGACACGCAGAGUCUUGGGGAUUCCUCGUUUGGCAUCCCACCUCAUCCUUUGGCUCACCCUCCUUCGCCCCCGAUGACCAUACAGAAUCCUCGUUCAGUGGCCUCCUGCACCACGCCUAUGGAUCCAGUUCUGUUUCCAGCGGAGCCAUUAACUCCAGACCCCUCACCUAGGAACAAGGAAGCCGAACGGAACAAUCUUCGCCCUUUGAGCACUAACCAGGUCUCGAGUGAUGUGCUCUCUCGAUCUGAGAUGGAUCGCCAACGCUACAAUGUGUCCAAUAACCUUGAACCAGACCAUGUCCCAUUCAUUCUCUCAUGCGAGUCCCAGAUCCUUGCUCAGCAGCUGACCCUGGUCGAGAUGGCUGCGCUCAGUGAGGUGGAUUGGAAAGACUUGGUCGAUAUGAACUGGAGUAGCGGCUCACCCUCGACUCGGAACUGGGUGCAGUUCCUCACCGAGGAGGAACGAAGGGGAAUAGAUCUCGUAGUGGGUCGAUUCAAUCUCAUGGUGCGAUGGGUGGUUUCGGAGAUCGUUCUCGUGCGUACGGUAGAAGAGCGAGCUAGCACCAUCGUCAAAUUCAUCCACACGGCUGCCCACGCGAGACGGAUCUGUAACUACGCAACGAUGCUGCAGAUUGCCAUUGCUUUGUCUUCCACGGACUGUUCGCGACUGCAGAAGACUUGGGCUCUGGUGCCACCAUCGGAAACACGCCUGCUGAAAGACAUGGAACUACUCAUCCAACCUAUCCGCAAUUUCCAUGAUCUUCGCAUGGAAAUGGAAACGGCCAAUUUGCAGGAAGGCUGUAUCCCGUUUGUCGGAUUAUACGUCCAUGACCUCACCUACAACGCGCAGAAACCAGCGCAGGUAGCAAACCCCAACGGAGAACCGCUGGUCAAUUUCGAGCGAUAUCGCACGGCAGCCAAGAUCGUCAAGAGCCUUCUUCGACUGAUUGACGCGAGCACCAAAUACAAAUUCGAGCCUGUGCCGGGCAUCAUCGAGCGUUGUCUCUGGAUCGCAUCGCUUUCCGAGGAGCAGAUUCAAAAACGCAGUAGGAUGCUGGAAUGA